Molecule: messenger RNA, 4539 nt
Organism: Ostrinia furnacalis (Asian corn borer)
Lineage: Eukaryota; Metazoa; Arthropoda; Insecta; Lepidoptera; Crambidae
Product: metal transporter CNNM4
Exons: 14
Coding region: 264-3458 (1064 amino acids)
Biological process (GO): magnesium ion homeostasis; transport
Cellular component (GO): plasma membrane
Molecular function (GO): transmembrane transporter activity
Source: RefSeq, a predicted model, not a curated record
UAUUGAUCGUGUUCGUGGGUGUAGUUCUAAAUCAACUAAAAAUAACUUACAGUUUUGCAAAAAUCCGAAUGAAUUUUUCAUUAACAUAAUCAAUAUAAAUACUCACAUCUAGUGCGGCGCCGGAUAUGACUAAAGUCCAAUAGCACUGCAGUUCCGCUCGCACAGGCAACAAUUGCCGCCGAACUGUCAAUCGUAGAAAACAUGUCGUGAAAACAUUCGAUCCGACUUGUCGUUUUCUUUUUGGAUUAUUAAAUCUUGUGAAAAUGGCAACAGUGUGUAAUGUGUUACGGACUUGUGGCUUAACAUUUUGUUUUGUGCUGUGCGCGUUCGCUGUGCCUGAAACGAACUUAGAACCGUGGAUAUCUUCGAUUGAAAUAGCUACGAAAAAAUGUUCGCAAAAUAAUUGUAAAUAUUUACUAAAUGUGCGCGGUGGUGAGUUUCUCGGGCAUUAUUCUUGGAGAUUAACCCCUAGCAGUGGUUCUAGGGGUGAUAAUUGUGAUACAAUAUUCCCCAAUUACGAAUUAAAAGAAAUUCAAACGUCGCAAUGGUUUACUAAAGUUGAGGUGACCGUGCCUUCUUCUGAUGGUAGGAUUUACUUCUGUCUGCAUCAUAGAAGAGAGAAGAACAACCCUUUCGGUGGAAAAUGGGUUCACCAAGGCGAGAAGCUGUAUUUGGAUCCGAAAUCCGAUGACAUUUCAUCACCAAUGCAGGAAAAAAUCCAAACCUCAACAGGGAAGGCAAAUCUUGAAGCAGAUACGCAAUGGGCGGACCUAUCCCAUGACAUCGACGUGAACCAACUGCCGACCGUCAACCGACCUACUAGAGAGGAGAGCAACGACAUCGAACUCUUUAUUAACAACCAAUACGUACCUUUGAAUAACGUAAACGACAUAAAGAACGUCGACUUCAACGAAAUCCAAGCGGAUACUGAAGACUAUGAUAGGGAUAAGCGCGAUACCGACGAAGUUAAUGAUGAUGAUGUUAUAGAAGAAAUGUACCCUGACGAAUUGGAAGGUUUAGAAGAGAGUACGGAGACAACCAUUGAAGAUUUGAUUGAGGAAAUAGAGAAGAUCAAAUCGGAGCGAACGAAAAGGGAGACGGGAGAUAAAAAAGAAGUAGAACAGAAAGGGACAACGCUAGACGAUUCCAAGAGCAGAACGGAACGACAAGUGUCGGGUGAUGGAGAAUUUUCGAGUGUAAGAGCUGUAAAUCAGUUUGUGAGUGUGGAUGGGAUCAGGGUUGAGGAUUCAGCUAAGGAGCCGAAGAUCGUGGAGGAUGGGGUACCAAGUGUAUUGGCUGAUACUGGAGUUACGCUCAGAAUCUUCGGUGAUGGACUGACACCCAAGACGGUCAUAGCAUUCACCAACUACCCGCAAGAAUACGGCCAGCCUUGCAAGUUUAUACUACCCGGGGAGUAUAUGGCCAAAGAAGACUCCGUCACGAAGAAGUCCGCACUCUUCGAGAUCACAGCGCCAUCUCCCGUCACUGGUUCCCGCUUAUACCUCUGCAUCAAGAACCUCGACUCAGGAGUGACUGACAUAUCCAAAGACGACGCGAAAUACAUCCACAUGGGUUCGGAAAACUGGAAGAUUCUGGCCACCCACAAAACUUUGCUACCCUUAUGGGUUUCUCUUACUUUAAUCCUGGUCUGCCUGAUGUUUUCGGCUUUGUUCUCUGGCCUGAAUCUAGGGCUCAUGUCUUUGGAUAGAACAGAGUUGAAGAUCAUAUCAAAUACUGGCACAGAACAAGAAAGAAAAUACGCCAGAGCGAUCAUGCCAGUGAGGGACCACGGAAACUACUUGCUCUGCAGCAUUUUACUGGGGAAUGUCGCUGUGAAUUCCACGUUUACCAUUUUGCUGGAUGAGCUCACGUCUGGUCUGUUCGCUGUGAUUUUUUCGACGCUGGCAAUCGUUUUGUUGGGCGAGAUUACGCCCCAGGCGAUAUGCUCAAGACAUGGUUUGAUGGUGGGCGCUAAGAGCAUCAUGAUUACUAAGGCAGUGAUGGCGCUCACAGCACCACUCGCGUUCCCGGUGAGCAAGCUCCUGGACUACUUCCUAGGCGAGGAGAUAGGCAGCGUGUACAACAGGGAGCGGCUGAAGGAACUUGUGAAGGUCACCACCGACGUCAACGAUCUGGACAAAGAUGAAGUCAACAUCAUUUCCGGAGCCCUGGAGCUCCGCAAGAAGUCCGUUGCUGACGUCAUGACGAAGUUGGAGGACGUCUUCAUGCUGCCCAUAAGCUCUGUACUCGAUUUUGAGACGAUGUCAGAGAUUGUUAAGUCUGGCUACUCCCGCAUCCCAGUAUACGAAGGGAGCCGCGGCAACAUCGUGACGGUUCUCUUCAUCAAGGACUUAGCAUUCGUGGACCCUGACGACAACACGCCGCUGCGCACGCUCUGCCAGUACUACCAGAACCCGUGCAACUUCGUCUUCGAGGAUGUCACGCUGGAUGUCAUGUUCCGCCAGUUCAAGGACGGCCACAAAGGCCACAUGGCGUUCGUCCACCGCAUCAACAACGAGGGCGAAGGCGACCCGUUCUACGAGACAAUCGGGCUGGUGACUUUGGAGGACGUCAUUGAGGAAAUGAUUCAAGCCGAAAUCGUUGAUGAGACUGAUGUGUUUUUGGACAACCGCACCAAGCGCCGCCGCAACCGCCCGCAGAACAAACUGCAAGACUUCACUGCGUUCGCGGAACGCCACGAGAACCAACGCAUACACAUAUCGCCGCAACUCACCCUUGCCACCUUCCAGUUUUUGAGCACUAGCGUGGACGCCUUCCGUCCAGACACGGUAUCAGAGACGGUCCUCCGCCGUCUCCUGAAGCAGGAUGUGAUUCACCACAUCAAGCUGAAGGGCAAGACCAAGAAAGAUCCCAGCACUUACGUCUUCCAGCAGGGGAAACCGGUGGACUACUUCGUUCUGAUACUGGAAGGGCGGGUGGAAGUGACGGUAGGCCGCGAAAACCUCGUGUUCGAAGCUGGCCCCUUCACGUAUUUUGGUGUACAAGCGCUGACCCAGAACAUCGGCGUCGCGGAAUCUCCAAGCCCGUCAGCCAUGGGAUCCCUACAGAACAUCAACGUGGACGCCAUGCUACGUCACACAUUCGUACCGGACUACUCCGUGCGAGCCAUCGCCGAACUGUUCUACCUGACUGUCAAACGAUCCCUCUAUCUGGCGGCCAAAAGGGCUACUCUAAUGGAAAAAGGAGCUCUGUCUAAAGGAGCCACUAACGAACAGUUCGACACCGAAGUAGAUAAGUUGCUCCAAUCUGUAGAUGAGGACACCAGCAUCACUGGUGAACACCGGACACCAUCCAGACAGGUAUCACCCAACCCACUGCCAGUGUCGGCGUCUCCGAACACUCGUGCUUCGUUCGUAUCGCGCGCUUCGCCCGAGCAGCGUAACGGCGACCUGCGCUGUCUCGACGAACAGCGCCGAUUGCUCGACCACUCCGCGUGACCCGGGAUAAGUGAAGCGGCGGUCUCUUUACACGUGGAGACGGAGACAGUGUUUAUUAAUUUACAGUAGAACAGUUCGUAAAAUGUGCAGGCAACUAACUAAGAUGGCGCAGCGACCCAAAGUGGUCAUUUUGCAGGAUCCCGCUUAACUUCCUCCUUGCAGUGUCUUAGUGCCACAAAGUGUGUCCCGUUUUUUGCAGUAACUUUUUUUGGAUCUCAUUUAGUACUGCAUUUUGCAGGAUCGUUUAACAUCCUGUUUGCAGUGUCAGAACAACAGGCAAUUAUUAACAAACUAUGUAACUAAGAUGACGCCGUGACGCAGGAUCCCGUUUUAGUACGUUUUCAAAUAGCAUACGAACAUCCCGUUUGCAGUGUCCCCCAGCGACCCAAAGUGAGUUCCGUAUAUUGCGGGAUCCCGCAAAAACUGCAUUUAGUAACUCUCUCUUAGAAUCUUCAUCCAGUUGACUGGAUCCCGCACCACUGUAUCAGCCCUCCCAGUGUCGGCGUCUCCGAACACGCGCGCUUCGUUUGUAUCGCGCGCUUCGCCCGAGCAGCGUAACGGCGACCUGCGCUGUCUCGACGAACAGCGCCGAUUGCUCGACCACUCCGCGUGACCCGGGAUAAGUGAAGCGGCGGUCUCUUUACACGUGGAGACGGAGACAGUGUUUAUUAAUUUACAGUAGAACAGUUUUCGCAAAUGUGCAGGCAAUUUAUUGUAAGUAACUAAAAUGGCGCAGCGUGAGCCCUUAGAAUCUUCACUCUGGUCUACUACGAGUUACAUUAGUCACUAUUAACGAAUCCCGCAGUUACCGGAUCCAGUUUUGCUGGAGUCGAGUGCAAUUUUGCGGAAUCCUGCAAAACCGGAUUGCUGCAGUUACGAGUCUAUAGUGAGAAGUGAGUCCGGUUUUUUGCAGGAUUCCGUCUAACAUACUGUUUGCAGUGUCUUAAGCCUUGUCCAUCCACUUGAGCAUGCUCAGGCGAAUGAGCGGCUCAUUUGGCCGAGCCGCUCAAGUGGAUACAAGGCUUUAGAGCAACAGGCAAUUAUUAAGAAACUACAGGGUGUUACUUUGCAUUCUUGCCAU